AUGUCGUACAAUUACGCUAACUACGGUAGACAUAACUCCAUUGGUGGAAAUUGGCAUCUUCCACCACCACUGGGUUACCCGCAUCUGAAUCAAGACCAAGGCCCCUUCAAUAGUACUCAACUGCCACAUCAACAACAACAAGGACUACUGCCUCAACAAAGUCCUCAACUACAAUUGGGUCUGCCGCAACAACAACAACAAGCAGCAGCAGCCCCCGGGUUUAGAAACCCAUGGUUUGUUUCCGCUGCCGCUAAUAAUGGUGCCAAUGGUCCUCCGCUUGGUCUUGGUGGAAUAGCACCUUCCGGUUCUGGGUCCAAUAGAAGUAUCAUGAUGAGUCAACUGCCAACCAAGCUUCAGCCUGGCGUUCCUCUAUUGCAACAGCAUCAACAACAUGCUAAGAGAAUGUCGUUUGCUAAUCAGUUACCUACGACUUAUGAAUACGAAGAUCAAGAACGACAAAAGGCAAAUGCUCCUUAUAUCCAUCCGCCGACUCGUGUAUCGAAUCCCUUCAACCACUAUUACGAGAACCAAGGCAUUAGCUUGGAGCUGAAAGAUGUUUCUCAAGACCGAAGAAUGAGUGUUGCUGGUGACGGAACAUAUUAUGCCAACUCAUCAAUGGACCCCUUUGGUCAACGUCAAGAGCAAGAACAACAGCAGCAUCAACAACAACAUCAACAACUUCAUAAUUAUCCAGGAAAUGCCUACUAUGGGCUUAACAUGGAUAAUAUGGAUAUGAGUAAUGCUACUACUACUACUAAUAAUAAUAAUAAUAUUAAUAAUAACCAUUUCCCGGGACAUGGAAGGUUUGCACAAGCUCAAGCUCAAGGUGGACCGUUGGCUAGAAGAUCGUCUGUAGCCGUGGGUGCCUUCCAACCAGCCAAAUAUGAGCCUCAGACCCACUAUUUCAACCCAGUUAGACACGGAAGACAAGGUCUGGUGGUUCAAUUCCAAAAAUACCAACAAGCAAUGGUAGAUCAACAACAGGUGGGUUCAAAGAGACAAAUCGCCCCUAGAAUGACAAAGGUAAGCAAUUUGAACAGUUUAAGACCUCGGAUUCAUAAGCAACCAAAAUACAGACGUUGUUCUGUGGAUUCUAUUCACAUUUCUCCAGCUAAUGCAUUGACAAUAUAUCUAACGGAGACUUACAGCAUAUGUCAACCCAAAUUAUUCCAAUACUCGAAGGCAACGAACCCCAAGAGAGUUCUUACUAAACCACUGGAACCCAAGUACAACAAUGGCUAUGAUAAUGAAGAUAGUGAUUAUAUUUUGCAUGUUAAUGAUGUUUUGGGAACUCAAGAAGGUCGGAAGUAUAUUGUUUUGGAUCUUCUAGGACUGGGGACGUUUGGACAAGUAGUCAAGUGUCAGAAUUUGGCCAACCAAUCAGUAUGUGCUGUUAAAGUGAUUAAGUCCAAACCAGCAUAUAUGAACCAAUCGUUAACAGAAGUUCGUCUACUUCAAUUUUUGAAUAAGAAUAGUGAUGGGAAGUUGUUUAUUCGAUUAUUGGAUACUUUUAUGCAUAAGGAGCAUUUAUGUUUGGUAUUUGAAAUAUUGGCAUCGAAUUUAUAUGAAUUGAUUAAGCAAAACCAAUUCCAAGGACUAAACAUGAAGCUUGUGAAGCUCUUGACAAGACAACUAUUGGAGUCAGUUGCUCAAUUAAAAACGUUCCAAAUGAUUCAUUGUGACUUGAAGCCAGAGAACAUCUUAUUGUGUCAACCAGAUAAACCCGACAUCAAGGUUAUUGAUUUUGGAUCUGCUUGCUUCUCAAGACAAACAAUAUAUUCAUACAUUCAAUCUCGUUUUUAUAGAUCACCAGAAGUUAUAUUGGGUUUACCGUACACUGAGUCUAUUGAUAUGUGGUCUGUGGGUUGUAUAGUUGGAGAGUUGUUUCUUGGACUACCAAUGUUCCCUGGUACUUCUGAAUAUAAUCAAAUGUGGAAGAUUGUGGAUAUGCUUGGGUUCCCUCCAAGACAUAUGAUUGAAGUUGGACGGAACUCUCUUCAUUAUUUCCAGAAAGUUCCAUCUACAACCCCCAAUGGAAAACCAGAGUAUACCAUCAAAUCGUUUGAUAAAUAUGUUCAAUAUUUAAGAUCGACAGGGAAAGGAGCUCAAGCAGAUGCAGAGAAACCAAACAAAGAAUAUUUCAAUCAACAUUCAUUGAAAGAUAUUAUAAUGAACUAUUCAAUGCACCAAAAGAAAAUGACCAGCUCAAUGAUUGAAAAGGAAUGUUCGGAAAGAUUGGUCUUGGUGGACUUUCUUCUGAAGGUGUUGAAUCUUAAUCCUUUAAAGAGAUUGACUCCACUGGAAGCACUUAAACAUCCAUUUGUUGCUGACGUUAAGUUUAGAUAA
Messenger RNA from Lizanozyma spartinae, 2346 nucleotides. It is a transcript of the gene YAK1, whose product is annotated as serine/threonine protein kinase. Gene Ontology annotation, molecular function: ATP binding; protein tyrosine kinase activity; protein serine/threonine kinase activity. The coding region runs from base 1 to 2346 and encodes 781 amino acids. NCBI's taxonomy places the organism in Eukaryota, Fungi, Ascomycota, Pichiomycetes, Serinales, Debaryomycetaceae. Gene Ontology annotation, cellular component: cytoplasm; nucleus. Gene Ontology annotation, biological process: peptidyl-serine phosphorylation; peptidyl-threonine phosphorylation. The record is from RefSeq and is a predicted model, not a curated record. The transcript has a single exon.